Molecule: messenger RNA, 1778 nt
Organism: Arachis ipaensis
Lineage: Eukaryota; Viridiplantae; Streptophyta; Magnoliopsida; Fabales; Fabaceae
Source: RefSeq, a predicted model, not a curated record
AGUGAAUGACUAAAAUGUCCUUAUGUCCCCCCCAAAACACCUUUACACUACACCACCUCAGUCCUCAGAGAAUCAGUGUCACAGCCACCUUCUGAAGCUGAAGCUGGAGGUCUCUUACUCACAACACUGAAUGGCCUCUCCCUACUACAACCACCACCACCACCACCAUCACCAACCUCCUCCUCCUCCUCCUCCUCCUUCUUGCACUCAUUGCUGCUGCAACCCCCCCACAGCCACCUACACCUACACUUGCUGCACCACCUCACCACCACCCCCACCACCACAACCACAAGAUCACCUUCUCCAAGCCAUUUCUUCACUCCUCUCUCAUCAACAACAACCACCCCACCACCACCCCACUAUCAUUCCCCACUACCGCUCCCAUUUCCCCAAAUCCCAUAACAACAUCCUCACUCACCAACCUCAACCUCAACCUCAACCUCAUUCCUCCAUCUCUUCUCUCCUCCACCGCAUCGAGUCCCUCGAAUCCUCCCUCACUCACCACUCCCUCUCUUCCUCUUCUUCUUCAUCACUCUCUCUCCGACAUGCUGCAGCGCGUGUCAUCCAAACCCAUUUCCGCUCCUACCUCGUUCGCAGAUCGAGAACCCUAAGGGGCCUCAAGCGCCUCGCUCUCAUCAAGUCUACCUUCACUUCCCUCGAAUCCUCCCUUUCCCACAAUACCCACUUCGAUUUUGUUGCUCUCUCCCACAAAGUUGUCAACUUGCUUCUCCAGCUCGAUUCCAUUGAGGGUUGUGAUCCGAUGAUUGUGGAUGGGAAGAGAUCAAUUAGUAGGGAUUUGGUUCAGUUUCUGGAUUCAAUCGAAGGGGUAGCAGUGAAGAAGCAUACACGUUGUGUCAAGGCUGCAAAGAGCGGCAGGGGUUGUCAGAGAGUGAACAAACCUAGAGAUUCAGGUGAUGAUGAUGAGAGGAGGAAGCUCUUGCAGAAUUUGAGGGGCAGGGUUGAGAGAAUUAGCAGAUUGUGUAAGCUUUCCGAAACCAAUGAAGGAGAUUUAGAGCAUGAUCAUGGUGAUGGUGUUGGUGGUAACUAUGAUUAUAAUUACGAUGAUGCUGAUGGUUAUGGUGAUGGAGUUGCCAAUGUUGUAGUGCCACCUAAGAAAAAUGGAGUCUUUGUUGUUCAGAAACAAGGAGUCCAACCUAGGGUGAAGAAAAGUGUGAAGUUUGCAGAGAAUGGGAAGAUCUGUGAGGUGUAUAGCGGCAGCAGUGCUUCUUACGAACCGGAUCUAAGUGAAGAUGUGGCUUGCUUGGAUGGAAGUUCAUCUAGUGAUUAUGACCAAGGAGAGGUUUUUGAGAUUGUUGGUAAUGCAGCUGAAGAUGUCGCCGUGGAUUCUUCUCAGGGUGCUGAGGAUGAUGAAGAAGAAGCAGCCUUGGUGGAAAAUGGAGGACCGUCACGUAGCAGUGAUGAUGGCAGAAGGAACCCUAAUAUAAGGGGGAUAAAAAAUAAUGGCAGAAAUGUAGUGAAUCAGGGGCACCAAGAGAGAAUUCUGUUCUCUGCUCCAAUGCCUGUUAAGAUGGAAAAUAAAGCUGAGUUGAUGAAGAGUAAAGGUGUGAGUUUUUUUACGUGAAAGGUAACAAACAACUUGAUCAUGUUAGAGCCGUAAAUCCAAUUUGAGUGUGUACUUGUUUAAUUUGUAUUCUAGAUUAUUUGAUUAGACCCAGAUUGUUAGAGCUCAUUUCGUUUUUGUGUAAACGAUUUUUGGUUCUGUAAAUGGACAUGUGAUGUUCAACGUCAAUUUUUUUAGUUAUGUAGUUUAUUUAAUA